Molecule: messenger RNA, 6490 nt
Organism: Hyla sarda
Lineage: Eukaryota; Metazoa; Chordata; Amphibia; Anura; Hylidae
Gene: POLR2A
Product: RNA polymerase II subunit A
Exons: 29
Coding region: 186-6092 (1968 amino acids)
Biological process (GO): transcription by RNA polymerase II
Cellular component (GO): RNA polymerase II, core complex
Molecular function (GO): DNA binding
Source: RefSeq, a predicted model, not a curated record
GGGAGGACAACCCCGUGCAUAGUCGAGUAGUCUAUAUAAACAAGAGACCAUCACUGAAGCUCUUCAGUUGCGCUGUGCGCUCAAGCGGCGGAAGACCUCGAGGAGGGAGCUCUGCUGCUGAGGGUCCCCGGACCCUGAUACGUAUAAAGUAGAUCAAGGCUCCGCGUACAGCGGUCACAACAACCAUGCACGGCCCGCCGACCGGAGACAGCGCCUGCCCGCUCCGCACCAUUAAGCGGGUCCAGUUCGGCGUCAUAGGCCCCGACGAGCUGAAACGGAUGUCUGUGACAGAGGGUGGCAUUAAGUACCCUGAAACUACAGAGGGUGGUCGGCCCAAGUUGGGGGGACUGAUGGACCCUCGUCAAGGGGUGAUUGAGCGCACUGGACGCUGUCAGACAUGUGCAGGAAAUAUGACCGAAUGCCCUGGCCACUUUGGGCACAUCGAGCUGGCUAAGCCGGUCUUCCAUGUGGGAUUUCUGGUGAAGACCAUGAAGGUUUUGCGUUGCGUUUGUUUCUUCUGCUCAAAGUUGCUGGUGGACGCGAAUAACCCCAAAAUCAAGGACAUUCUGACCAAAUCAAAAGGCCAGCCGAAGAAGCGCCUGACCCACGUGUAUGAGCUGUGUAAGGGGAAGAACAUCUGCGAGGGUGGCGAGGAGAUGGACAACAAGUUUGGGAUGGAUCAGAAUGAAGGGGAUGAGGAUAUUACGAAGGAGAAGGGCCAUGGCGGCUGUGGGCGUUACCAGCCUAGAAUCAGACGUUCCGGACUCGAACUUUAUGCAGAAUGGAAGCACGUUAACGAGGACUCGCAGGAAAAAAAAAUUCUUUUGAGUCCAGAGCGGGUUCAUGAGAUCUUCAAGCGCAUUACAGAUGAGGAGUGCUUCAUCCUGGGAAUGGAGCCGCGAUAUGCUCGACCUGAGUGGUUGAUUGUUACCGUUCUGCCGGUUCCUCCAUUAUGUGUGCGGCCUGCAGUUGUCAUGCAAGGAUCAGCCAGGAACCAGGACGAUCUGACGCACAAAUUGGCCGAUAUUGUGAAAAUCAACAAUCAGCUAAGAAGAAAUGAACAGAAUGGUGCGGCAGCCCACGUCAUUGCUGAGGAUGUGAAGCUCCUGCAGUUCCAUGUGGCCACAAUGGUAGACAACGAGCUGCCUGGACUCCCCAGGGCCAUGCAAAAAUCUGGGCGUCCUCUUAAAUCUUUAAAGCAACGAUUGAAAGGGAAGGAAGGAAGAGUUAGAGGAAACUUGAUGGGAAAGAGAGUAGACUUCUCUGCCCGAACAGUUAUCACUCCAGAUCCAAACCUUUCCAUUGACCAAGUUGGAGUGCCGCGCUCCAUUGCUGCAAAUAUGACCUUUCCAGAGAUAGUAACCCCCUUCAAUAUUGACCGGCUACAGGAGCUGGUGAGACGAGGAAACAGUCAGUAUCCUGGCGCCAAGUACAUCAUCCGAGAUAACGGUGAUCGUAUUGAUCUGAGAUUCCAUCCGAAGCCCAGUGACCUGCAUUUACAGAUUGGCUAUAAGGUGGAGAGACACAUGUGCGAUGGAGAUAUAGUCAUCUUCAACAGACAGCCAACGCUGCACAAAAUGUCUAUGAUGGGACACAGAGUCCGCAUUUUGCCAUGGUCCACCUUCCGACUGAACCUAAGUGUGACCACUCCGUACAAUGCUGACUUUGAUGGGGAUGAGAUGAAUUUGCACCUUCCACAGUCUCUGGAGACACGGGCAGAGAUUCAGGAGCUUGCCAUGGUUCCUCGUAUGAUAGUCACUCCUCAGUCCAACAGACCAGUUAUGGGCAUUGUGCAGGACUCGCUGACUGCAGUCCGAAAAUUCACAAAGAGAGAUGUCUUCUUGGAGAGGGGGGAGGUUAUGAAUUUGCUGAUGUUUCUCUCCACAUGGGAUGGAAAAGUUCCGCAACCAGCCAUCCUGAAGCCUCGUCCUCUCUGGACCGGCAAGCAGAUUUUUUCUUUGAUCGUUCCAGGGCAUAUUAACUGUAUCCGAACUCACAGCACCCACCCAGAUGAUGAAGACAGUGGGCCCUAUAAGCAUAUCUCUCCAGGAGACACAAAGGUCAUUGUAGAGAAUGGAGAGCUGAUUAUGGGAAUCUUAUGUAAGAAAUCUCUGGGAACAUCAGCUGGAUCGCUGGUACACAUUUCUUACCUGGAGAUGGGCCAUGAUACCACUCGUCUCUUCUACUCCAAUAUUCAGACUGUCAUCAAUAACUGGCUUCUCAUUGAGGGUCACACUAUUGGAAUUGGAGACUCUAUUGCUGAUGCAAAGACUUACCAGGAUAUUCAGAACACCAUCAAAAAAGCAAAGCAGGAUGUAAUAGAGGUCAUUGAGAAGGCCCAUAAUAAUGAGCUGGAGCCCACCCCUGGAAACACCCUACGUCAGACAUUUGAGAACCAGGUGAACAGAAUCCUCAAUGACGCCAGAGAUAAAACUGGUUCAUCUGCCCAGAAAUCUUUGUCUGAGUAUAACAACUUCAAGUCUAUGGUGGUGUCUGGGGCUAAGGGAUCCAAGAUUAACAUCUCCCAGGUUAUUGCUGUUGUUGGUCAACAAAACGUUGAAGGUAAACGCAUCCCCUUUGGUUUCAAACAUCGGACACUUCCUCACUUCAUCAAGGAUGAUUAUGGCCCUGAAAGCAGAGGCUUUGUGGAGAACUCGUACCUUGCCGGCCUCACUCCAACGGAGUUCUUUUUCCACGCUAUGGGAGGGAGAGAAGGUCUUAUUGAUACAGCUGUGAAAACUGCUGAGACUGGUUACAUUCAGAGACGUUUGAUCAAGUCUAUGGAGUCUGUGAUGGUGAAGUACGAUGCCACAGUACGGAAUUCCAUAAAUCAGGUGGUACAGCUGAGGUACGGAGAGGAUGGGCUGGCUGGAGAAGGUGUAGAGUUCCAAAAUCUUGCUACUCUGAAACCAUCCAACAAAGCCUUUGAGAAAAAGUUUAAGUUUGACUAUGCCAAUGAGCGUGCUCUGAGAAGAACUCUACAGGAGGAUGUGGUGAAGGAUAUCCUCAGUAAUGCGCACAUUCAGAAUGAGCUGGAGAAGGAGUUUGAGAAGAUGAAGGAGGACAGAGAGGUCCUGAGAGUUAUCUUCCCCACUGGUGACAGUAAGGUCGUUCUGCCAUGUAAUCUCCUCAGGAUGAUCUGGAACGCACAGAAGAUAUUCCACAUUAACACCCGCAUGCCCUCAGACCUACAUCCCAUCAAAGUUGUUGAUGGUGUCAAGGAGCUGAGUAAGAAGUUGGUAAUUGUAAACGGGGAUGAUCCCUUGAGUCGCCAAGCACAGGAGAAUGCCACAUUAUUGUUCAACAUCCACCUGCGCUCAACGCUGUGCAGCCGGAGGAUGGUGGAGGAGUUCAGGCUCAGCUGUGAGGCCUUCGACUGGCUACUAGGAGAAAUAGAGUCCAAGUUCAACCAGGCCAUUGCUCAUCCGGGAGAGAUGGUGGGAGCUCUGGCCGCUCAGUCUCUUGGGGAGCCAGCCACACAGAUGACAUUGAACACUUUCCACUACGCCGGUGUCUCAGCUAAAAACGUCACUCUGGGUGUCCCUCGUCUGAAGGAGUUAAUAAACAUUUCCAAGAAACCAAAGACUCCUUCACUGACUGUCUUCUUGCUGGGACAAUCUGCUCGUGAUGCUGAAAGGGCAAAGGAUAUCUUGUGCCGCUUGGAACACACAACGCUGCGUAAAGUCACUGCCAAUACAGCAAUUUACUAUGAUCCAAACCCGCAGAACACUGUGGUGGCUGAAGACCAGGAAUGGGUCAAUGUAUACUAUGAGAUGCCAGACUUUGAUGUGACCAGGAUCUCCCCGUGGCUGCUUCGUGUAGAACUUGACCGAAAACACAUGACUGACCGGAAACUGACAAUGGAGCAGAUAGCAGAGAAGAUCAAUGCUGGCUUUGGAGAUGAUCUAAACUGUAUAUUUAAUGACGAUAAUGCUGAGAAGCUGGUUCUGAGAAUACGUAUCAUGAACAGUGAGGAGAAUAAGAUGCAAGAGGAGGAAGAAGUAGUUGACAAAAUGGAUGAUGAUGUGUUCCUCCGCUGCAUUGAGUCUAAUAUGCUGACAGAUAUGACCCUACAGGGGAUUGAGCAGAUCAGCAAGGUUUACAUGCACUUACCUCAGACAGACAACAAGAAGAAGAUCAUAAUAACAGAGGACGGAGAGUUCAAGGCUCUUCAGGAAUGGAUCCUUGAGACGGAUGGAGUCAGCUUGAUGCGGGUUUUGAGUGAAAAAGAUGUUGAUCCUGUGCGGACUACAUCCAAUGACAUUGUAGAGAUCUUCACUGUUCUGGGGAUAGAGGCUGUCAGGAAAGCUCUGGAGAGAGAAUUGUACCACGUAAUCUCCUUUGACGGCUCUUAUGUGAACUAUCGGCACUUGGCCCUCCUGUGUGACACUAUGACCUGUAGAGGCCACUUGAUGGCGAUCACUCGUCACGGUGUGAACAGGCAGGACACCGGACCACUCAUGAAGUGUUCCUUUGAAGAAACGGUGGAUGUCCUCAUGGAGGCAGCAGCACAUGGGGAAACCGAUCCCAUGAAGGGGGUGUCUGAGAACAUCAUGUUGGGGCAGCUGGCUCCCGCUGGAACCGGCUGCUUUGAUCUUUUAUUGGAUGCAGAGAAAUGUAAAUUUGGAAUGGAGAUUCCUACAAACAUCCCUGGGCUGGGAGUGGCCGGACCAACUGGAAUGUUCUUUGGAACUGCCCCAAGCCCAAUGGGGGGAAUGUCUCCAGCCAUGACACCAUGGAACCAAGGUGCUACCCCAGCCUACGGAGCCUGGUCCCCGAGUCUAGGAAGUGGCAUGACCCCUGGAGCUGCUGGCUUCUCUCCCAGUGCUGCCUCUGAUGCCAGUGGCUUCAGUCCAGGCUAUUCUCCUGCCUGGUCUCCCACACCAGGUUCUCCUGGUUCUCCCGGUCCCUCAAGUCCGUACAUUCCUUCUCCAGGUGGCGCUAUGUCUCCAAGUUAUUCCCCCACUUCUCCAGCUUAUGAACCAAGGAGUCCUGGAGGCUAUACUCCGCAAAGCCCCAGUUACUCCCCCACUUCACCAUCUUACAGUCCCACCUCCCCUUCAUAUUCUCCCACAAGCCCAAAUUAUAGUCCCACCUCCCCAAGUUAUUCUCCUACAAGUCCCAGCUACUCUCCUACAAGUCCCAGUUACUCGCCAACCUCUCCAAGUUAUAGCCCGACAAGUCCCAGUUACAGUCCUACAUCCCCAAGCUACUCUCCCACAUCUCCAAGCUACUCUCCAACAAGUCCUAGCUACAGUCCAACUUCUCCCAGUUACUCGCCCACUUCUCCAAGUUAUUCUCCAACAAGUCCCAGUUAUUCCCCAACAAGUCCCAGUUAUUCUCCCACUUCUCCCAGCUAUUCCCCUACAUCCCCCUCAUACAGCCCAACUUCACCUUCAUAUUCGCCUACAUCACCAUCAUACAGCCCAACUUCACCCUCUUACUCUCCUACUUCUCCCAACUACUCUCCGACUUCUCCUAACUAUACUCCAACCUCCCCCAGUUACAGUCCCACAUCUCCCAGUUAUAGCCCUACUUCUCCAAAUUAUAGUCCUACAAGCCCCAGUUAUUCACCAACAUCGCCCAGUUACUCUCCUUCAAGUCCACGUUACACCCCACAGUCUCCAAGCUAUACUCCCAGCUCCCCCAGCUACAGCCCCAGUUCACCUAGCUACUCCCCAACAAGCCCCAAAUAUACACCGACCAGCCCAUCAUACAGUCCAAGCUCUCCAGAGUACACGCCAACUUCCCCCAAGUAUUCUCCAACUUCCCCCAAGUACUCCCCAACAUCUCCCAAGUACUCUCCAACAUCCCCUACUUAUUCUCCAACAACCCCCAAAUACUCGCCUACAUCUCCUACAUAUUCCCCUACAUCCCCAGUAUAUACACCUACUUCCCCCAAAUACUCUCCUACAUCACCUACAUAUUCCCCAACCUCUCCCAAAUAUUCCCCAACUUCACCAACAUACUCGCCAACGAGUCCAAAAGGCUCCACAUACUCUCCUACAUCACCGGGGUAUAGCCCCACAUCACCGACAUACAGUCUUACAAGUCCAGCUAUCAGUCCAGAUGACAGUGAUGAAGAGAACUGAGGAGACUCCUAAUAUCCACGCACAUCCACCUGGACUGGACACACCGAUGUCCAUCAUUGUGAGGGACAGCGUGUUGGCUUGGAUCAUAGUCUGCAGCUUCCUUCUGCCGCUUUAGAAGGCAAUGUUAAGUUAGCCUUGUGCUUUUCAAUGUGAUAAAGACUGGAUGUUCAUGAGAUUCAUUGCUUUUUCCGCUAGCAGUUAUCUUGUCUCCUCACCUGCGCAUUAUUUAUAGAUUUAAGGUGAAAUGGUUCUGAUUUGUAAUUACUAUUUGUUUUAUCUCUGAUCUUAGAGGGUUGACAUUUGUCAACAUUGAGUCUUUUGCAAAGUUUCUUUGGAAAUGUAAAUGGGUGACUGAUGUAAAGUGAAGUUCUGUACUUCAAAAUAAAAAAAUUUGUUGU